AAGGGCGUCCGGAGAGGAGCCGACACAGCCUCGUCAGACUCCAGGAGACCAGCUCGGCAGCGAGCACAACACUGGGAUGAAGACCUUGCUCCUGACCCUCGUGUUCCUCGGCCUGGCAGCCGCCCUGCAGGCCCAGGACCCCCUGCCGCUCCAGCCAGAGGAGCCAGAUAUCACAGGGACCUGGUUCAUGAAGGCCGUCGUAGCCAACCGGAACCUGACACAGACCCCCAGGCAGGCGUUCCCCCUGACGGUGACGGCCCAGGGAGGUGUGAACUUCGAGACCAAGGUCACCUUCACGUGGAGGGGUGGCUGCUACAAGAACAGCCUGCGCUUCCAGAAAACGGAGGAGCCCAGCGAGUUCACGUUUUGGAACCACACGCGCAUACACAUAGAGAAGCUGCCCGUGCAGGACCACUACAUCUGCUACGCUGAGCACCAGCUGCUCUUCGGGGAGACCAUGCACGUGGGAUACCUCAUGGGUGAGGGGCCCGGAGACCCCAGCCCCUGCCCAACAUCAGCUGGAGAAGCUGCAUCCUGGCCGUCGGCAGGACUGCAGCUUCUCUCACGCCUGCCCCGGCUUCUGACCUCAUACACCACCCUGAGACCUGUCAUUACAUGGGCCGCCCACACAGUCCAGGAUAAUCGUUCCCCUCCAGAUCCUCAGCUGAGGCCAUCUGCAGAGCCGCUUUCGCCAUAA
Chinchilla lanigera (long-tailed chinchilla) is the source of this 697-nucleotide messenger RNA. RefSeq names its product major allergen Can f 1-like. The record is from RefSeq and is a predicted model, not a curated record. Gene Ontology annotation, molecular function: small molecule binding. The coding region runs from base 77 to 697 and encodes 206 amino acids. Lineage: Eukaryota; Metazoa; Chordata; Mammalia; Rodentia; Chinchillidae. The transcript has 5 exons.